AUGGGUAUACGGGCAGCAUACAAGGAAGAUCUACAGGCAUCCUCAGCAGAAUUGGUUUACGGAGAACCACUAAGGCUUCCAGGGGAAUUUCUCCAAGAAACCCCGAAGGAAACGACAAACAACACGAGUGACUUCAUCGCGAAUCUAAGGCGAACUAUGAGAGAACUACGGCCGCAAUCCAUAAAAAGACAUGGAGCGUCUGCAACGUUCGAACAUAAAGACUUGAAAAACACAACUCACGUUUUUCUAAGACAUAACGCGCCAACUCGAGCAUUACAGCCAACAUUUGACGGCCCAUAUGAAGUACUCGCAAAAACAGAAAAAACCUACAAGUUACGGAUAAACGGAAAAAACGUUCACGUAACAAUAGACAGACUCAAACCAGCGUAUAUGAUGGCAGAUUCUAACGAUACCAAAAACGCACCUGUUACGCAACCGGCCACGUCGGUUACACAAGUAGGGUAUAUAGGGGGAUUCUAA
This is a messenger RNA of Vollenhovia emeryi, 480 nucleotides long. RefSeq lists its product as uncharacterized. The record is from RefSeq and is a predicted model, not a curated record. The coding region runs from base 1 to 480 and encodes 159 amino acids. The transcript has a single exon. Lineage: Eukaryota; Metazoa; Arthropoda; Insecta; Hymenoptera; Formicidae.